GGGCGCCGCGGGCAGGAGCACGAGCAGGAACAGAAGCAGGACCCGAAACGGAACCAUGGCCCCCGACUGCCCGCGCUUCUGGGUCCUCGUGGUCCUGGGAGCCAGCUGGGCCAGCUGGGGGAGGCAAGAGGCCGAAGCAGCCCAGCUCAGGCAGUUCUACGUGGCUGCUCAGGUCAUCAGUUGGAACUACCGGCCUCAGUCUCCAGAGUCAAGCUUGAAUACUUCUGGAAUUUCCUUUAAGAAAAUUGUUUACAGAGAGUAUGAAGCAUAUUUUAAGAAAGAAAAACCCCGAUCCAGCAUUUCAGGACUUCUUGGGCCUACUUUAUAUGCUGAAGCCGGAGACACCAUGAGAGUUCACUUUAAGAACAUGGCUGACAAGCCUUUAAGCAUCCAUCCCCAAGGAAUCCGGUACAGCAAAUCCUCCGAAGGUGCUUCUUACCAGGACCACACGUUCCCGGAGGAGAAGCUGGACGAUGCUGUAGCUCCAGGCCACGAAUACACCUACGAGUGGAGUAUCUCGGAGGACAGCGGGCCCACCCACGACGACCCUCCGUGCCUCACACACAUCUAUUACUCCUUUGAGAAUCUGAUACAGGACUUCAACUCCGGGCUGGUUGGACCUCUGCUUCUCUGUAAGAAAGGUGCCCUGACUAAGGAUGGGACACAGAAGAUGUUUGACCGGCAACAGGUGCUGAUGUUUGCUGUGUUUGAUGAAAGCAAGAGCUGGAUCCCAUCCUCCUCCCUCAUGUACACAGUCAAUGGCUACGUGAACGGGACGCUGCCAGAUAUAACGGUUUGUGCCUAUGACCAGAUCAGCUGGCAUCUGAUUGGAAUGAGCUCUGCACCGGAACUGUUCUCCAUUCAUUUCAACGGACAGGUCUUAGAGCAGAACCAUCACAAGGUCUCGGCCAUCGUCCUCGUCAGCGCCACGUCCACUACUGCAAACAUGACUGUGAGCCCAGAGGGAAGGUGGAGCAUCUCAUCUCUCAUACCCAGACAUGUUCAAGCUGGGAUGAAGGCUUACAUGGACAUUAAAAACUGUCCCAAGAAAACCAGGAGUCCUAAGAAAUUAACUCUCAGCCAGAGGCGGCACAUGAAGAGAUGGGAAUACUUUAUAGCUGCAGAGGAAGUCAUUUGGGACUAUGCACCCGUAAUACCAACGAAUAUGGACAAAAUAUACAGAUCUCUGCAUUUAGAUAAUUACUCGAACCAAAUUGGAAAGUAUUAUAAAAAGGUGGUCUACAAACAAUAUCAAGAUGAAUCCUUCACCAAGCGUGUGGAGAAUCCCAAUAUGCACGAUGGGAUUUUGGGCCCUAUUAUCAGAGCCCAGGUCAGAGACACGCUCAAAAUUGUGUUCAAAAAUAUGGCCAGUCGCCCUUAUAGCAUUUACCCUCAUGGAGUGACCUUCUCUCCAUAUGAAGAUGAAGCUAACUCUUCCUCCACCUCAGGUCAUCGAUCCAUGAUCAGAGCAGUCCAACCAGGAGAAACCUAUACUUAUAAAUGGAACAUCAUAGAUUCUGACGAGCCCACAGAAAACGAUGCCCAGUGUUUAACUCGACCAUAUUACAGUGAUGUGGACAUCACAAGGGACAUCGCCUCCGGACUGAUAGGGAUACUUCUCAUUUGUAAGAGCAGAUCCCUGGACAAACGAGGCAUACAGAGGACAGCCGACGUCGAGCAGCAGAUGGUGUUUGCUGUGUUUGAUGAGAACAAGAGCUGGUACCUCGAGGACAACAUCAACAAGUUUUGUGAAAAUCCUGAUGAAGUGAAACACGAAGACCCGAAGUUUUAUGAAUCAAACAUCAUGAGCACGAUCAAUGGCUAUAUCCCUGAGAGCAUACGUGCCCUAGGAUUCUGCUUUGAUGACACUGUCCAGUGGCACUUCUGCAGCGUGGGAACCCAGGAUGACAUUUUGACCAUUCAUUUUACUGGGCACUCAUUCGUCUACGGAAAGAGGCAUGAGGACACCCUCGUCCUCUUCCCCAUGCAUGGAGAAUCUGUAACUGUCACAAUGGAUAAUGUUGGAACAUGGAUGUUAACUACCACAAGUUCCAGUCCAAGGAGCAAAAAUUUAAGGGUGAAAUUCAGGGAUGUUAAAUGUAUCCGGAAUGAUUAUGAAGACUCCUAUGAGAUUCUAUAUGAACCUCCCCCUCCAGAAACUACAACGAAGGGCACUCGGAAGGUGCAUGAUUUUCCAGAAAAUAGGAAUGAAGAGGAGGAAGAUGAAGAUUACCAGAAUUCCCUGGCUUCAGCACUAGGAAUUAGGUCAUUCAGAAAUGUAUCCCUGACGCAGAAGGAAGAUGAGCUGAAUCUCACUGCCUUAGCUCUGGAGAACAGCCCAGAACUCAUGUCCCCAAGUGCUGACACUGCUAUUAGUUCAAAUUCGUCUUCUCCCAGUAACAUUCGUUCACUCAUAGACGAUGGCCCCUCAGAACCUCAGGAAACCCUCCUUCCUCCAGGGACCACAAACACCAGUCCUCUCCUGAGGCACCCCGCUAACUUAGACAAGAGCUCAUCUCUCAACUCUCCCACAGCAGAGCACGCCAUCCUUUAUUCUGAAGCCUCUCUCGAGGACUCUCUACAGUCCCAGGUUACAGAGAUACAUUUACUUCCUACUGGGGCAAAAGGAUUCAGAAGUCACAGACAUGCUAAAUAUAACAUAUGGAAGGCAGGAAGAGAUACAGCAGCAAAGCUCGAGGGUCCACAGAAGGAGGCACUAGCACCUAAACAUGGGAGGCAUUUAAGACAAGACGAUGAUUCUCCUUCCAGAAUGGAGUCCUGGGAGGAUCUUCCUAGCAAUCCAUUUCUCUUAAAACUCAAGAAAGCAGCUAACAUUUUGAAUGGGCAACGGCACCCGGCUUCUGAGAAAGGUAACUACAAAAGUAUCCGAGCAACGGAUGAAGCGAUAACUGUUAAUAUGCUGCUGGACAGUCCCCAGAAUGAUUCAAGGACUUGGGAAGACAGCACCCCCCUUACAAACAAGCAUCGAAAGCAUAGGGGUGACUCACAUUUUUCUAGAGUUACACACAACCCUCUCCAAGUAAGACACGAGGGAGAACAUAGUAGAUUGAAGAAAACCGCUUUUCACAUUAGGACGCGUAAAAAGAAGAAGGAAGACAAGCUUACACCCCAUGUUCUUGGGUUCCCUGGGGGCUUCCGCCCCCUAACAAGAGAGGCCGACACCACAUUUUCAGACCAAAAUUUGUUACUUCACAAAUCCAACGAAACAUCUCUUCUCACAGACAUCCACCAGACAGUGCCCUCUAUAAAUCCCAGCCUGAUGGACUCAUUUCCUGAUUAUAAUCCCAACAUCCUAAGCAAUGACACUGGUCAGCCAGGCUCCCUUGCAGCUACUUCUCAAACAGUGCUUGACACGAUGGCUGACUAUGACCUAAGUUAUGAGUCAUACCUUAAUGAUGGUGGUCCAAUUGUUCCUUUUCGGGAACUUGAAGGUGGGCAGAUGACCGCAUCUCCAGACAUCGGUCAACCACCCCUCUCCUCAGACCUCAGCUCCAGGACCCACUCCCCCAAUGACUUCUCUUCAGACUUCCAUCAGACAGCCCUCUUCCCUGACCUCAGUCAGAUGACUGUUCCUCCAAAACCCAGUGAAACAAGCCUUCCUGCAGCACUCCGUGAGGCAACUCUCUCUCCAGAACUCAGCCAGACGACAAUUUCUCCAAAUUACAAUCAGACAUUGCCUUCUCCAGACCGUAAUCAGACCGCCUACCCCUCUGAAUCUACUCAAUCACAGCCUUCUCUAGAACGUGGUCAGAUUUCCCCUUCCACAGACCUUGGUCAGACGUCAUCUCCUCCUGCACCGUCUGCAUUCAAUGACACUUUAAUAUCAAGUCAGUUUAAUCCACCAGUCAUAGUGGGCCUUUCUAGAGAUGAUGGAGAUUACAUUGAGAUUAUUCCAAGACAGGAGAUGCUUGAAAUUAGUGAAGAAGACAUUGUUCAAAUGGAUUAUGUGCAUUAUGAUGAUCCCUACCAAACUGACAUGAGGACAGACGUCAACUCCUCCAGAAAUCCUGACAACAUUGCAGCAUGGUAUCUACGUAGCCAAAAUGGAAACCGAAAAAACUAUUACAUUGCUGUUGAAGAAAUAUCCUGGGAUUAUUCACAAUUUGCACAACGUGAAGUGGAUAGUGAAGAAGAUGUUGAUGGUGCUCCUAAGAACACCAUAUACAAGAAAGCUGUUUUUCAAAAGUACACGGACAGCACCUUUACCCAACGUGAUCCUCGAGGGGAGUAUGAGGAGCAUCUUGGAAUUCUUGGUCCUAUUAUCAGGGCUGAAGUAGGUGAUGUCAUCCAAGUCCAUUUAAAAAAUUUAGCGUCCAGACCAUAUUCUCUUCAUGCUCAUGGACUUUCCUAUGAAAAAUCAUCAGAGGGAAAGACUUACGACGAUGACUCGCCGGAGUGGUUUCAGGAAGAUAAUGCUGUUCAGCCAAACAGCACUUAUACAUAUGUCUGGCAUGCCACUGAGCGGUCGGGGCCAGAAAACCCUAGCUCGGCCUGUCGGGUUUGGACCUACUACUCAUCUGUGAACCCGGAAAAGGAUAUCCAUUCUGGCCUGAUUGGCCCCCUGCUCAUCUGCCAAAAGGGAGCCCUGCACAGGGAGAGCAACUCGCCUCUGGACAUGCGGGAGUUUGUCUUCCUUUUUAUGGCCUUUGAUGAAAAGAAGAGCUGGUACUACAAAAAGUCGCCCAAGAGGUCAUGGCCACCUGAGUCCUCCGAAGUGAAACACUCCCACGAGUUUCAGGCCAUUAAUGGGAUGAUCUACCGCUUGCCAGGCCUGGUCAUGUACGAGCAAGAGUGGGUGAGGUUGCACCUGCUGAACAUGGGCAGCUCCCAAGACAUUCACGUGGUUCACUUUCAUGGCCAGACCUUGCUGGAAAAUGGCACCCAACAGCACCAGUUAGGAGUCUGGCCCCUUCUGCCUGGUUCCUUUAAAACUCUUGAAAUGAAGGCAUCGAAACCCGGCUGGUGGCUCCUCGACACAGAGGUUGGAGAGAAUCAGAGGGCAGGGAUGCAAACGCCGUUCCUCAUCAUAGACAGAGAAUGUAAAAUGCCAAUGGGACUAAGCACUGGUAUCAUAUCUGAUUCACAGAUCAAGGCUUCUGAGCAUCUAGGCUAUUGGGAGCCCCGAUUAGCAAGAUUAAACCAUGGUGGAUCAUAUAAUGCGUGGAGCAUAGAAAAACUUUCAAGAGAACCUGGCUCUAGUCCCUGGAUCCAGGUGGACAUGCAAAGGGAAGUCAUGUUGACAGGGAUCCAGACCCAAGGUGCCAAACACUACCUGAAGUCCUACUACACGACCGAGUUCUUUGUGGCCUACAGCUCUGACAGUACACACUGGCAAAUCUUCAAAGGAAACAGCACGAAGAGUCUGAUGCUUUUUCAUGGUAACUCGGAUGCCUCUACCAUAAAAUACAACCAGUUUGACCCCCCGAUUAUGGCUAGAUACAUUAGGAUCUCACCAACCAAGGCCUUUAAUAGACCUACCCUCCGAUUGGAGCUGCAAGGUUGUGAGGUUAAUGGGUGCUCUACACCACUUGGAAUGGAAAGUGGAAAGAUAGAAAGCAAGCAAAUCACAUCUUCUUCGUUUAAGAAAUCUUGGUGGGGCGAUUACUGGGAACCUUCCAACGCCAGACUCAAUGCCCAGGGCCGAGUGAACGCCUGGCAAGCGCAGGCCAACAACAACAAACAGUGGCUCCAGAUUGAUCUGCUCAAAGUCAAGAAGAUUACUGCGAUUGUGACCCAGGGCUCCACAUCGCUGUCCUCCGAAAUGUAUGUGGAGAGCUAUGCCAUCCACUACAGCGACCAGGGCGUGGAAUGGAAACCUUACAGGCAGAAUUUCUUCAUGGUGGACCAGAUUUUCAAAGGCAAUAGCAAUCCCAAAGGACAUGUGAAGAACUUUUUCAAUCCACCCAUCAUUUCCAGGUUUAUCCGCAUUAUUCCUAAAACAUGGAAUCAGAGUAUUGCACUUCGCCUGGAACUCUUCGGCUGUGAUUUUUACUAGCAUUUGCUACUCAAAAAGACAAGCAGUACGCUUUAAGGCCACAGACCAUAUAGAGGUGGCAACAUGUUUUAGAGCUAUUUUAAAUCUUAACCAUUUACUAACAUUUCUCUGUUUUUCUAUUGAGGAAUAAACUCUUACAAAGCAACUUACCUAAUGUAACACCUUGCUACCAAUACAUGAGAUGAUGUCUGUUCAUUUUAUGUUAAUGUAAAUACAUAACAAGUGGAAAAGAGCCAGAAAGCCUCUUUCACAAUUAAAAAUACUUAAAGUCA
Messenger RNA from Echinops telfairi (small Madagascar hedgehog), 6288 nucleotides. It is a transcript of the gene F5, whose product is annotated as coagulation factor V. The transcript has 25 exons. Gene Ontology annotation, molecular function: copper ion binding. The record is from RefSeq and is a predicted model, not a curated record. NCBI's taxonomy places the organism in Eukaryota, Metazoa, Chordata, Mammalia, Afrosoricida, Tenrecidae. The coding region runs from base 56 to 6016 and encodes 1986 amino acids.